CCCUGGUGAGUUCUGUCAUGCAGACGGCUCGUCUGCUAAUCCGUUUGUUUACUGGCCAGCGAAUGGUUAAUGUUGGCAGGCAGGUAGAAUGUUAGGUAGCCGGACAGCAAGGAAAACAAGAUCAUAAAAUGGUUGUUGCUGUUGAUUCAUAAAAGGUUCGCAUUGCCAACCGAAGGCAGGUCAAACAGUGGGCAGGUCAGAGCCUUGAGAGCUAUAUAAGCGAGGCGCUGUCGAGACGAAGCCAGCAAAUACGAUUUGGACUUUGAGGUGAGCAGAUCGUGAUAAACAGACAGAAGAGAACACACAUCUCUAUCGAUAUCGAUAUGGAGCAGAGCAAUCUUUACAAGCAACCAGUGUACACAUACUAUCCAAGUGCUGAGAUGAUGAUGCUUCAUCCGCUGCCGAUGAGGAAACCCAGUUUGAUGCAAUACAACAAUACGCCGGAGCAGAUUGAUCAGAUGGUGGAGCAGGAGCUGCAGCUUCUGAAGUCACACUAUGCCAACGAGGAGCAACGUUACGUCGACCAGAUGCUGAUCGCCAAUCCCAUCACCGUGGAGCGACGUCCGCCAGCCACGCGACCCGAAGAGACAACCGAAACAACAACGAUAACGACAACUGCGACUCCGGCCUCCAGUCGCGACGUGCAACGCCAGCGAGCAGAAUCGUGCCGCAAGUCGCGCUACAACAACAAGAUCAAGAAGGCCAAGCUGCGAUUCCGGCACAAGUACGCCUGCAACCAGCUGACGGAGAGCACCAAACUCUUGAGCUGCAUGCGCGACGUGAUCGCCCAGGCGGAGGCGCAGCUCCUUGCCCGCGGCUUCAAUCGCGCCGCCUUGGAGCGCAUGCGUCACAACUUUGGCGUCGACCGCUGUGGCGAUGCCCCCGAGCCCAACAGCAUGAUGAACAUGAACAUGAAUCACUGAAAACAGUCGCUGGCGUUGCACUUGAUAUACAUGAGCACACAUUCUAUUAUUAUAUACAUACCAUAUAAAUGCAUAUUAGUUGUA
Drosophila albomicans is the source of this 1007-nucleotide messenger RNA. Its product is annotated as protein sisterless A. Bases 324 to 923 code for a protein of 199 amino acids. NCBI's taxonomy places the organism in Eukaryota, Metazoa, Arthropoda, Insecta, Diptera, Drosophilidae. The transcript has a single exon. The record is from RefSeq and is a predicted model, not a curated record.